AUGGGAAACAGCACACAGGUGACAGAAUUUGUACUCACUGGGUUGACCGAUGACCCACAGUUGCAGCUGAUCCUCUUUGUGACUUUUUUUGCUGUUUACGCCAUCACUCUGGUGGGGAAUGUGGGCAUGAUUGCCUUAAUCAGGACCAGUCCUCAACUCCACACACCUAUGUACUUUUUCCUCACCAACCUAUCGUUCUUGGAUAUCUGCUAUUCAUCGUCUGUCACUCCAAAGUUCCUAUCCAAUCUUCUAAAAGGGAAUAAAGUUAUUUCUUUUGCAGGUUGCUUUACUCAGCUUUACUUUUAUGGCCUGUUUGCCACCACAGAGUGUUACAUCCUAGCUGUGAUGGCCUAUGACCGCUAUGUGGCAAUCUGCAAUCCUCUACUCUACUUGGUCACCAUGUCCCCAAAAAAGUGUGUCCAGCUUAUAGCAUUUUCUUAUAUUGCUGGGAUCAUAAAUGCUUUGGUGCACACAACUGCUGCAUCUCAGUUAUCCUACUGUGGUCCAAACGUCAUUAAGAAUUUUUAUUGUGAAGUUCCUCCCCUAUUAGAACUUGCCUGUUCCAACAUUAUCUUUAAUGAUCUGUUGAGGUUUAUAUUUGUUGGGUUCAAUGUAAUAACAACCAGCCUGACCAUCCUCACCUCUUACAUUUACAUCCUGGUCACUGUUUCAAAGGACCGCUCUGCCAAGAGCCGUAGGAAAGCCCUGUCCACUUGUACCUCUCAUCUCACGGUCAUUGGUAUUUUCUAUGGAUGUGGUAGUUUCAUCUACGCACAGCCAAGCUCUAGACGGUCUCAGCACCUAGACCAAAUGGCUUCUGUGUUCUAUGUAGUGGUGACCCCCAUGCUCAAUCCGUUAAUCUACAGCAUGAGGAACCAGGAGGUAAGGGGUGCUUUCAGAAAUGUCCUAGCAAGAACAUUUCAUGUUCAACAUAUAUGA
Candoia aspera is the source of this 939-nucleotide messenger RNA. RefSeq names its product olfactory receptor 5J3-like. Gene Ontology annotation, biological process: sensory perception of smell; G protein-coupled receptor signaling pathway. Gene Ontology annotation, molecular function: olfactory receptor activity; G protein-coupled receptor activity; odorant binding. Bases 1 to 939 code for a protein of 312 amino acids. Gene Ontology annotation, cellular component: membrane. Lineage: Eukaryota; Metazoa; Chordata; Lepidosauria; Squamata; Candoiidae. The transcript has a single exon. The record is from RefSeq and is a predicted model, not a curated record.